CCCGGGACGUUAAUCACGGGCGGACCAGUCGGUGACUGCAGCACUUGCCCUUAAACUUGCAGGCAGUGAAAUUGACCUCAUCUCUCAUCAUUGUUAUUAUAAUAAUUAUCAUUUAGCAAUAAGGAUAUCACAGCAGCACUAUGUCUCUCGCGGCAGAUGCAUUCGUGUCGCAGAUGGCAGCUGCUGAGCCUUGGCCUGAAAAUGCAACCUUGUACCAACCGCUGAAGGAGGAUCAGAUUCUGCUUUCAGACUGCGCCUCAUCUCUUGCUGUUCAGGCCUACCUCAGGAUGUGUGAUUUACCAGUGCAGGUGGUUUGCAAAGCAAAUGCUGAAUACAUGUCACCCUCUGGUAAGAUUCCCUUUAUUCACGUAGGGAACCAGGUGGUGUCCGAACUUGGGCCAAUAGUACAAUUCACUAAAGCUAAGGGACAUUCUCUGAGUGAUGGUUUAGAUGAUGUUCAAAGAGCUGAAAUGAAAGCAUACAUGGAGCUAGUCAACAACAUGCUGCUUACUGCUGAGUUGUACAUUCAGUGGUGUGAUGACGCUACAGCUGCUGAGAUUUCUCGUCCCAGAUACAGCAGUCCUUACUCGUGGCCUCUGAGUAACAUCCUUGCCUAUCAGAAACAGUGGGAAGUUCGUAGGAAGAUGAAUGCCAUUGGCUGGGGAGGGAAAACCCUCGAGCAGGUUUAUGAAGAUGUGAGUCAGUGCUGCCAGGCUCUCUCCCAGAGGCUGGGAACACAACCAUACUUCUUUAAUAAACAGCCUACAGAGCUGGAUGCCUUGGUGUUUGGUCACCUUUUCACUAUACUGACAACCAGACUGACCAGCACCGAGCUGGCAGAGAGGAUCAAGAGCUACAGCAACCUGUUGUCAUUCUGCAGACGUAUUGAACAGAGCUACUUUGAAAGCAAGAGCUCUUGAAGGACUGAAAAUAACAUCUCUGUCUCUGCAUUAUCUCAUCUUGUACAUUCUGCCUGUUUUUCUUUCAUUCCUUCUCUGAGAAGCUAAAAACUGCUUAAUAAUCACAUACAUGUCCCUCCAUUUUUCCUGUUCUUCUUUCUUUUGUUUGCUGCUGGUACAUUGUUACAUGCUGCUGAUAAGGAGUCCAGAGGAGUCAGUCCAUUGAAGGAUUAAGAUGUGUCAAUUGCACAUAAAUAAAGUAUCCUAGGAUGGGAGUUCUUGACUGUAUCCAGGUAUGGCUAGCUCCAAAAUUCCCUAAAACCACAGUAAAGAUGUUUUGUCUGUUUUGUCUGUCUGUUUUCAACAGACCAUGGAGCCUUUACACUUAAAGUAUUGCAGAGAUUAAAUGAAAAUAUUGAUGAUAAUAAUACAACUCUUAAUGAAUUUCCAGCAGAAGAUCAGACAUCAGGGUUAAAUGUAAAAGAGUUUCCAAAAAAUACCUUUAGCACUGUUCCACGAGAAUGGUCAACUUUUCCAUGUAUCACUGUGCAUUUAUAAAUACCCAUAGACAGAUGUUGGGUAUGGAUUUUACAGCUGUGUGACAUGGCUGCCUUUCAGAAGGUGGGACUCCACUUGAACUUUGAGGUCAAAUGGUUUGCUGUUUUUUUCCCCUCCAAAGCAACUUUAGAAGCUUGUAAGAAAUGUAUUGGUGUAUCUUCAAUCCAGAUCUAGCUUUUCUUCUGUACAGAAACAAAAAAUCAUGAACAUAACGAUGAAGAGGAUGUGAUUUAUUCCUUAGUUUUUCCACUGUUGUUUUAUUUGUGUGAAUGGAAAGUGCCUACAAGAUAAAAAUCAUUCAACUCAA
Lates calcarifer (barramundi perch) is the source of this 1764-nucleotide messenger RNA. RefSeq names its product metaxin 2 (gene mtx2). The transcript has 10 exons. Lineage: Eukaryota; Metazoa; Chordata; Actinopteri; Centropomidae. The coding region runs from base 141 to 920 and encodes 259 amino acids. The record is from RefSeq and is a predicted model, not a curated record. Gene Ontology annotation, cellular component: SAM complex. Gene Ontology annotation, biological process: mitochondrion organization.